UGCGACGCCGAGUUUCACUCUGGCUGCCUUCUCCUGAGAGUCGGAGCCACAGCCAGAGCCCUGCCCAGGCCGUGCCGGAACUGCAGCCUGAGCGCGGUGGUGCCCUCAGUCCCGUCCCCUCGUCCUCCUCAGCCUCGUUGGCAAAGGUGCCUUGGAAUUUGUGUCGCUGAGUCAGCAAGCCUUUCAGAUUUGCCCGGUUUUUGUUGUUUGUGGUUUGUAUCAAGAUGGGAACUCAAACAAGUCAUUCUUCCUAAGGAGCUGGUGUCUUCAUCCAGAAGGGACGGUUUGUGCCAGCUCUCCAGAGAGAAAAGGCUGUUUUGCAGAGUUGUGAGAGUUGUUUCAUCCCGGCCGUGAGGACAUGUUGGGACAUACCCCGUGUGCCGAUGAUGGAGGCGGCCCUGGCUGCCCGAGAGAUGAGUGACACUCACGAGUAAUUGGCUCGGAAGGCAGUCCUCUGAUUUGUACCUCAUUGUGGUUACAGAAACUUCUAAUUGAAGACACUGAGCUGAGCCGUUCAGCCCGCCUGCCCGAGGGCACCCCAGAUCUGCCGCAGGCUCUGGGCAAUGACCCCAGGACUCCAGGCCAGAGGGGUCUGAAGCCGUUUGGGAAAGCAGCAGGACUCCUUGGGAAGAUGGCCAUGGCCCCAAGCCCUUCCCUGGUGCAGGUGUAUACCAGCCCCGUGGCUGUGGCCGUGUGGGAAUGGCAGGACGGGCUGGGCACCUGGCACCCCUACAGUGCUGUCGUCUGCAACUUCAUCGAGCAGCAGUUUGUCCAGCAGAAGGGCCAACGCUUCGGGCUCGGGAGCCUGGCCCACAGCAUCCCCUUGGGCCAGGCAGACCCCUCGCUGGCCCCUUACAUCAUUGACCUCCCCAGCUGGACCCAGUUCCGCCAGGACACUGGCACCAUGCGGGCCGUGCGGAGACACCUGUUCUCCCAGCACUCAGCCCCUGGCCGAGGUGUCGUCUGGGAGUGGCUGAGCGACGAUGGCUCCUGGACCGCCUACGAAGCCAGCGUCUGUGACUAUCUGGAGCAGCAGGUGGCCAGGGGCAACCAGCUUGUGGACUUGGCCCCGCUGGGGUACAACUACACCGUCAACUCUGCCACCCAAACGCAGACCAACAAGACUUCCAGCUUCUGCCGCAGUGUGCGGCGCCAAGCAGGGCCGCCUUACCCGGUGACCACCAUCAUCGCUCCGCCGGGCCACACGGGCGUUGCCUGCUCUUGCCACCAGUGCCUCAGCGGCAGCGGAACUGGCCCUGUGUCAGGCCGCUACCGCCACUCCAUGACCAACCUCCCUGCGUACCCCGCCCCCCAGCACCCCCCGCACAGGACCGCUUUUGUGUUUGGGGCCCACCAGGCCUUUGCACCGUACAGCAAACCCUCACUCUCCGGGGCUCGGUCUGUGCCCAGGCUGAACACCACCAACCCCUGGGCCGCGGCUCCUCCCUCCCUGGGGAGCCAGCCCCUCUACCGCUCCAGCCUCUCCCACCUGGGACUGCAGCACCUGCCCCCAGGAUCCUCCACUUCUGGUGCAGUCAGUGCCUCCCUCCCCAGCGGUCCGUCCUGCAGCCCGGGGAGCGUCCCUGCCACUGUGCCCGUGCAGAUGCCAAAGCCCAGCAGAGUCCAGCAGGCGCUCGCAGGCAUGACGAGUGUUCUGAUGUCAGCCAUUGGACUCCCCGUGUGUCUUAGCCGCGCACCCCAGCCCGUCAGCCCUCCCGCCUCCCGUCUGGCCUCUAAAAGUCACAGCUCAGUUAAGAAAUUGAGGAAAAUGUCCGUGAAAGGAGGGACCCCGAAGCCAGAGCUACAGCCAGAGCAGGUCAUAAAAAACUACACGGAAGAGCUGCAAGUGCCCCCAGAUGAGGACUGCAUCAUCUGCAUGGAGAAGCUGUCCGCAGCAUCUGGGUACAGCGACGUGACUGACAGCAAGGCCAUCGGGCCCCUGGCUGUGGGCUGCCUCACCAAGUGCAGUCACGCCUUCCACCUGCUGUGCCUGCUGGCCAUGUACUGCAAUGGCAACAAGGAUGGAAGUCUGCAGUGUCCCUCCUGCAAAACCAUCUAUGGAGAGAAGACAGGGACCCAGCCCCAGGGAAAGAUGGAGGUAUUACGGUUCCAGAUGUCGCUCCCCGGCCACGAGGACUGCGGGACCAUCCUCAUAGUUUACAACAUUCCCCAUGGCAUCCAGGGCCCUGAGCACCCCAAUCCCGGAAAGCCAUUCACUGCCAGAGGGUUUCCCCGCCAGUGCUACCUUCCAGACAAUGCCCAGGGUCGCAAGGUCCUAGAGCUCCUGAAGGUGGCCUGGAAGAGGCGGCUCAUCUUUACAGUGGGCACGUCCAGCACCACGGGUGAGACGGACACUGUGGUGUGGAACGAGAUCCACCACAAGACAGAGAUGGACCGCAACGUUACGGGCCAUGGCUACCCCGACCCCAACUACCUGCAGAACGUGCUGGCUGAGCUGGCCGCCCAGGGGGUGACCGAGGACUGUCUGGAGCAGCAGUGACCUUGUGCCCCAGCACACCCGCCUCUGGUGGCCACCCCGCUGCCCCAUGGCUGGCUGGGUGGCCAGGCAGGAAGUGCCUAGCCCGGGAGGCUGGGAGGUUUGUUGGGGGUGUGGGGUGUGCCCCACCUGAAGCCGGGGCUCCCCCUGCCUGCCUCUCCUUCCUCCCCUCCAGGAAUUGGGCAGUCCUGGGCAGUUGUACUCAUGGGGGCUUAAGAUGCAGCUACCUCAGUGCGCAGGGCCCGUCUGUCCUCUGGGGGCUGCUUCGGGCCAGCGGUGCUCGGGGCCUGGUGUGGGGCAACUAGAGACUUCCCCAGCCUGGACGGGCGUGGGUUCUGGGUCAGCUUCUUUUACCUCAAUUUUGUUUGCAAUAAAUGUUCUAUAGCCAAAGUCA
Molecule: messenger RNA, 2891 nt
Organism: Chlorocebus sabaeus (green monkey)
Lineage: Eukaryota; Metazoa; Chordata; Mammalia; Primates; Cercopithecidae
Source: RefSeq, a predicted model, not a curated record